GUAAGUUUAGAAUGUCGUCGUUUUGCGUGUGAAAGAAAUACAAGUUGCUUACCAUUUUAGUUGAUGUUGAUAUUGUAGGACUUCACAGUAAAACUGAUAUUUGACCUGAAAAUGGUGGUAAAAUAUUUAGCUGGGAAUACUAAAUUUUCCUAAAUCCAUGAAAACCAGGCAAGUAAACCAGACGAUAAAAGAGACCUGUUUGAAAGUCUAUGUCUUCCUUUCGGUAAACGAGGCUGACCAACUUACAGAAGAACAAAUAGCAGAAUAUUAUGAAGCUUUCCGUGCCUUUGACACUGACGGGGAUGGAUCAAUCAGUAUUCAAGAUCUCGGAACAGUUAUGAUGGCUUUAGGACAGAAUCCUACAAACCAGGAAUUGAAAGAAAUGACACAUGCUUAUGCUGAUCCUGAAAGCAAUGGGGAAGAACUUAUAGACUUUCCUGAUUUCUUAUCUCUUGUGGCAAGGACAGUGAAGGAAACAGAUUCGCAUGAAGAACUUCGGGAAGCUUUCAAAGCAUUCGACAAAAAUGGAGAUGACAUUAUAGAUGCAGAUGAACUCCGGAAAGCAAUGUCAAAUUUGGGAGAAGAAUUAAGUGAAACUGAAAUUGAUGAAAUGAUCAGAGCUGCUGAUAAGGACGGUGAUGGACAAGUUCACUAUGAAGAAUUCGUUCAUAUGAUGGCCUCAAAAUGAAGAAAAGUCAUACGGAAAACAGUAGUCUUGUGCAAUACAAUUUAAACUUUUUGAACUAUGCAUUCAGAUGAGUGUUUCUAUUAUCAGUAGAAUUCACUCUCUCUUUUUGUUAAAAUGCAAGUUAUAAUAUGUUACAGGCAUUAAAGGGACACCAAUUGUCAUAGUUUAUCUUU
Molecule: messenger RNA, 861 nt
Organism: Mytilus trossulus (common blue mussel)
Lineage: Eukaryota; Metazoa; Mollusca; Bivalvia; Mytilida; Mytilidae
Product: calmodulin-like
Exons: 6
Coding region: 158-688 (176 amino acids)
Cellular component (GO): myosin II complex
Molecular function (GO): calcium ion binding
Source: RefSeq, a predicted model, not a curated record